AUGGCCGAGACGGACAAGAAGGUGAUGGAGAAGAGUCGAGAGAAGGAGGACCUCACGUCGCUGAUGCAUCCGCGGCAGCUCUUGGCCACACUGCUUUCGGGCUUCGACUGGCGCCGGGCGCUCAGCGACAACCUGGGCCGCGAGGGCCACGAUCAGGUGCGUUGCAUGACCUGCCGCUUUCUGGCCGAAGACUGCAGCGCGGAUGUCCCGAAGUCCCUGGACGUCCGCCACGCCCUCCGUGCCAUGCCGAGCUUCAUCUUCGGCGUGGAGGUGGUGCUGACCCAGGUCGGAACCGCCUGCAAGGACUGGGCUGCUCGAGCUGGUGACAUUCUGGAGGCGAUCGCGCAGACCCGGGGCAGCCAGUGCUUCAUCUGGGCGCAGCCGGAUGCGCAGGAUCAGCUUGGCCUGUGGAUCUUCUCGCAGCCCGACUGGCUCAUGAACGCCGUAGAUCGACUCCGGGCUUACGCGACAGGAUCCACCGCGGCCGCGCCAAGCCUUUCUGACCUCGUCGGCCUUGGCAAGAAGGCCCGUGGGCUGCGCCUUGUGCAGCCGAAGGAAGAGAAGUUCGAGGCCGUCUGUGACCUCUCGGAGUUCCUCCACUUCUUCGCAGCCCCUGGAGCGGCCGCCGGACCAGGCGUCCCAGCCAUGAGCCACGUGCGCUGGGGUGGUGAGGUGGCCCUGCCAAGCAUGAAGCGGUCGGCAGUGCCGAAGAAAACCUUGCUGGCCUCCUGGCGGCAGAUUGCUGCGUUGAUGGCCCUGACAGUACGUCCAGCCCAAACAGUCCCGGCGCAGCAGCUCAACGACCAGCUCGUCGCGGGGAAACAGCUUGAGAACAACAUCGUGAACGCCGAGAAGCGCGGCAAGCGCCAGGUGCUGAUCAGGCCGAACUCCAAGGUCAUCAUCAAGUUCCUGCAGGUGAUGCAGAAGCACGGCUACAUCGGAGACCUUGAGAGCUUGGGCUCUUUACAGAUCAUUGACGACCAUCGCGCCGGCAAGGUCGUCGUAGAGCUUAUCGGCCGCCUGAACAAGUGCGGCGUGAUCUCCCCUCGCUUCGAUGUGUCCGUGGAGGGCAUCGAGCAGCUGGCCAGCGACCUGCUCCCCUCGCGUCAGUUCGGGCACCUGGUGCUGCGGGGGCCCUCAGACGGCUGA
Messenger RNA from Symbiodinium natans, 1149 nucleotides. The record is from the annotation of a GenBank genome assembly. Lineage: Eukaryota; Dinophyceae; Suessiales; Symbiodiniaceae.